Molecule: messenger RNA, 2242 nt
Organism: Humulus lupulus (European hop)
Lineage: Eukaryota; Viridiplantae; Streptophyta; Magnoliopsida; Rosales; Cannabaceae
Product: 65-kDa microtubule-associated protein 1
Exons: 11
Coding region: 250-1998 (582 amino acids)
Biological process (GO): cytokinesis by cell plate formation; microtubule cytoskeleton organization
Cellular component (GO): cytoplasm; spindle
Molecular function (GO): microtubule binding
Source: RefSeq, a predicted model, not a curated record
UGCAUCUCUUUCUCUUUCUUUCUGUGUUUUUUUGUUAGCUUUCAUCACUCUCUCUACCACUUUCUCUCACUACAUAGGAACACUCAAGUGAGCUUAAAGCUUUCGUAGAUCUGAAACCCACACAGCCCAAGAAGGUAAUCUUAGCUCCGAGGACGAUCAGGUUGACGCAGCCAGAAUUUUAUGUUUCACUUGAUUGGUCAAGUGAUCCUUCUUGCUGAUCAGUAAGUUUAAAUUGUGGUUUUGACGGGAAUGGCAGUGACAGAUGCCCACAAUCCUCUUAUUGGAGAAACCACUUGUGGUUCUUUACUCCAGAAACUGCAGGAAAUUUGGGAUGAAGUUGGAGAGAAUGACGAGGAACGUGACAAGAUGCUCCUUCAAUUAGAGCAAGAUUGCUUGGAUGUGUAUAAGAGGAAGGUUGAGCAGGCUGCAAAGUCAAGGGCACAGCUUCUUCAGGCAUUGUCUGAUGCCAAACUUGAACUUUCUAGUCUCUUAUCUGCUCUUGGAGAUAAGAGUUCUGUUGGAAUACCAGAUAAAAGUUCAGGAACAAUCAAGGAACAGCUUGCAGCUAUUGCACCAGCACUUGACCAGCUAUGGAAACAGAAAGAGGAGAGAGUGAAGGACUUUUCUGAUGUUCAAGCACAGAUCCAAAAGAUUUGUGGAGAAAUUGCUGGGAACCUGAACCUGAGUGACCAAGUAGGAACACCUUGUGUUGAUGAGUCUGACCUAACUCUGAAGAAGUUAGAUGAGUAUCAUGCUCAGCUUCAAGAACUUCAAAAGGAGAAGAGUGAUAGGUUGCAGAAGGUGCUUGAAUUUGUUAGCACUGUGCAUGAUUUGUGUGCUGUCCUUGGAAUGGACUUCUUCAGUACCGUGACUGAGGUUCAUCCAAGCUUAAAUGACUCAACUGGUGUUCAGUCCAAGAGCAUUAGUAACGAUACCCUAUCUAGGCUGGCUAAGACAGUCAUAGCACUAAAAGAAGAUAAGAAGCAGAGGCUUCAAAAGCUCCAAGAUCUAGCUUCUCAACUUAUUGAUUUAUGGAAUCUGAUGGAUACUCCUGAGGAGGAAAGGGAACUAUUUGACCAUGUUACCUGUAACAUAUCAGCAUCAGUUGAUGAGGUGACUGUUCCCGGGGCUCUUGCGUUGGAUUUGAUCGAGCAGGCUGAGGUGGAAGUGGAUAGGCUUGAUCAGCUCAAAUCGAGUAGGAUGAAGGAAAUUGCCUUUAAAAAGCAAUCAGAACUUGAAGAGAUAUUUGCCCGUGCACAUGUAGAAAUAGAUCCAGAAGCUGCUAGGGAAAAAAUAAUGGCAAUGAUUGAUUCUGGGGAUGUUGAGCCUGCUGAGUUGCUGGCUGACAUGGACAAUCAGAUAGGAAAAGCAAAAGACGAAUCUCUCAGUAGAAAGGACAUAUUGGACAAAGUUGAAAAAUGGAUGUCAGCCUGUGAGGAAGAAAGUUGGCUUGAAGACUACAAUCGGGAUGAGAACAGGUAUAACGCAAGUAGAGGUGCACACCUCAAUCUCAAGCGUGCAGAAAAAGCCCGGAUUCUGGUUAAUAAAAUUCCAGCUCUUGUUGAGACAUUGGUUGCCAAAACUCGUGCUUGGGAGGAGGAUCAUGGCAUUUCAUUUACUUAUGAUGGUGUUCCCCUCCUUGCUAUGCUAGAUGAAUACGCCAUGCUCAGGCAGGAAAGAGAAGAAGAGAAGAGGAGGAUGAGAGAUCAGAAGAAGUACCAAGACCUGCAGCAUUCAGAACAGGAAGCCAUAUUUGGUUCAAAGCCUAGUCCUGCUCGACCAGUUAGUGCAAAGAAGGUGGUAGGUCCACGUGCGAAUGGAGGUGCCAAUGGCACACCAAACAGAAGGCUAUCACUUAAUCAAAACGGAGCCAGGUCCACGACUAAAGAUGCAAAGAGAGAAAAUAGGCUUAGUGCUCCUGUGAACUAUGUGUCGAUGUCAAAAGAAGAUGCUGCCUCCCAUGUUUCAGGCACUGACCCUAUUCCGGCUUCUCCAUAAUAAUAAAAAGAGAGGGAGGGAGAUCUGUAGGUUUAUACCUCUGAUAUUACUACUGUUAUUAGUUACGUUUUUAGGGAUAUAUCCUAUGAAACAGUGAGAGAAGAGUUGAAGAGUGAGAUGUUAGCUGUGUAUGUUAUAUUGGCAUUUGAAGGCUUUUUACAACCCAUGUUUCCUUUUUGCCUUGUUCAAGUUUAAUCCUUUGUAGCAAUCCAGUCAUGGUGGUGCCUUGGUCUGUUCCAAUUUA